Musca vetustissima is the source of this 594-nucleotide messenger RNA. RefSeq names its product rhomboid-related protein 1-like. The transcript is spliced from 3 exons. Gene Ontology annotation, molecular function: serine-type endopeptidase activity. NCBI's taxonomy places the organism in Eukaryota, Metazoa, Arthropoda, Insecta, Diptera, Muscidae. Gene Ontology annotation, cellular component: membrane. The annotation marks the transcript as partial. The record is from RefSeq and is a predicted model, not a curated record.
AUCUCAAUGUAUUUAAUCGACAAUCGUUGCAUACGUCAGCAUUUGAUGUUUAUGCCGAAUGCUGUGCAUGAAUAUUGGCGUUAUUUCACAUAUAUGCUUCUACAUUCGGAUAUACUGCAUCUGAUGAUGAAUAUUUGUUUACAGUUUUUUAUAGCCUUUUGUUUGGAAAGCGAACAAAGCCAUUGGAAAGUAGCAACAAUUUAUAUAAGUGGCGGAAUUUCUGGUUCAUUGGCCACACGUUAUUUGCAGCCCGAAUUGUCGCUGAUGGGUGCUUCGGCCGGUGUAUAUGCUUUAUUGAUGAGCCAUAUUCCGCAUCUUUUGAAGAAUUUUCCUUUACUCGCCCAUCGCUAUUUGCGCAUAUUGGCAUUAAUGAUUUUAUUUCUGAGCGACAUCUGUUUUACGACAUUCCAUAUACUCAUAAAUCACAAUACGAAUCCACGCAUUUGUGUCGAAGCUCAUGUGGCAGGUGCUGUUAUCGGUUUAAUUUUUGGAUUUUUCAUUUACUCAUCCCAAGCUAAGGCCUGCAGUAAUGUGAUGAAGCCGGAACUGGAGCCGGGGCAGCAAUCGUGUCUUUUGGUUACAUGCAACAGUUGA